Messenger RNA from Coniosporium apollinis CBS 100218, 1263 nucleotides. RefSeq lists its product as uncharacterized. The record is from RefSeq and is a predicted model, not a curated record. Lineage: Eukaryota; Fungi; Ascomycota; Dothideomycetes. The transcript has a single exon. Bases 1 to 1263 code for a protein of 420 amino acids. Gene Ontology annotation, molecular function: FMN binding; oxidoreductase activity.
AUGGUCAGUCCGUCAAAAGGCCAGAAGCAGACCCUGGAUCUCAAUUGCCUCACAAUCAAGGAGCUCGAGAAACAUGCCGCUGUCAUGAUGGACAAGCAGACCCGGGAUUACUACAACGAGGGCGCGGACUCAGGCUCCACCCUCCUCGAGAACAUAGAGGCUUACGCGAAAUAUCGCAUACGACCUCGGGUGUUGCGUGAUAUCUCUCAAAUCGACACUUCUGCCUCUAUCUUCGGCUUCCGUAACAGUUUACCACUCGGCGUUGCGCCCACUGCCAUGCAAUGCCUGGCGCAUCAAGAUGGAGAGAUAGCUACGGCACGCGCGUGCAAAGAGAUGCGUGUGAUCAUGGGCCUUUCCUCCUUCGCGACCUCGACACUCGAAGCCGUGGCCGAGGCCAGUGGCGACAUCCCGAACGUCCUCCAGCUGUAUCUCUUCGAAGAGCGCGACCACAGCCGAAAACUGAUCGCUCGAGCGAAGAAGGCAGGCUACAAGGCUGUCUUCCUGACCGUAGACACGCCUAUGCUUGGCCGACGGAACCUAGAGAUACGCAACCAGUUCAAGCUACCUAGGCAUCUCAAGAUCGCCAACUUCGAUGAGGACAUCAACUCCGAUGCGAGUGCCACGGUCAUGGACGGCACAGGGAGCUCGUCGGAGCCACAGGGACAGAAGAAAAGCGAGGCCGCCUCUAGUACGCGCAGGCAAAGCAGCGUGGGCUACCACGACGGCGAGAAGAGGCAUCCACCAUCGGGUCCUAUAACCUUCCACACGCAUGCCGCAAAUCCGACGCUCUCCUGGGAGCGAGACAUCGCGUGGUUAAAGAAGGAAGCUGCACCUAUGGAGGUAUGGGUCAAGGGCAUUGCUACCGCAGAGGACGCUUUGCUGGCCGUACAUCACAGCGUGGACGGUAUUGUCGUCUCCAAUCACGGUGGGAGACAGCUCAACGGGGCAUUGGCGACCCUCGAUGCACUUCCGGAAGUCGCCGCGGCUGUAGGAGGCAAGAUUCCUGUGCACGUCGACGGUGGAGUCAGACAUGGGACCGACAUCUUCAAAGCAUUGGCGCUUGGAGCAGAUUUUGUCUGGAUUGGGCGUCCUGUAUUGUGGGGGCUUGCAUACAAAGGGCAGCAGGGGGUUGAGCUGUGCUUGAAGCUGUUGGCUGAUGAGUUCAGGCUGUGCAUGGGAUUGGCGGGGACGAUCAAGGUGGAGGACAUCAACAAAGACUACCUCGUCAAGGUGGACAAGAGUGGAUUCAUCAGCCGACUGUAG